Molecule: messenger RNA, 387 nt
Organism: Aspergillus glaucus CBS 516.65
Lineage: Eukaryota; Fungi; Ascomycota; Eurotiomycetes; Eurotiales; Aspergillaceae
Exons: 3
Coding region: 1-387 (128 amino acids)
Source: RefSeq, a predicted model, not a curated record
AUGAAUACCUCCAACCCGGCAGCAGAAGCGAUAGACCAGCUGCACCCGGACAUAAGACCCGAUGACAGCACUAGGAAAGAACACGCCAGUGCCUAUCAUGCGAAUCCUUGGGAUAUGUUUAUGGAUUUUGGCGCGGCAGAUCCCGCACGAUCAUCCGUCGAUGGGACGAAGAAUGAUCAAAUCCGGAUAACACUAGAAAUGCUAGAUGCCGAGUUGUUGGAGUUCAGUGACCAGAAUCUGGCCCGCCUACUAGGCCACGAGCUCGUGAAUAUUACAUACAUCGCCAUCUGGGAGUUCCGGGAUGCACUCGAGCGCGAGCCCUGGAGAGAUAUGCAUCCCGAACGACUGGAUUGCUAUGUAGGCGCUAUUGCGGAGUGGAUUAAGUAA